AAAAUAUAAUAUCACUAAGGAUUUUGAGAACUGCUCGCUGUGGUCACACUGUCUGUACAGGGUGAUGCAUUUUAAAGGAAAUCAAAACAACGAAAAUGCCGGCGAAAAGAGCUUGGCGGAAACUAGUGAAAAAACAGCAGAGACAACGGCGACGGCAGCGACAAGCGCGAGCGCGUGAGAAAGAGGAGGCUUUGGAAGAGGAAGCAUUGAAAGCAAAGCCCGAGUAUGAGGCAUGGUUAAAGCAACAAGCGGAGCUCGAAGAAUUUCACCGCCUGGCCAGUGAACGUUUAAGAGCAGAGGAAGAAGAAGCCUGGUUACGUCGAGAAGCAUUGGCUCAACGUCAAUUCCAGAUCGAUAGAGCUAAGCGUGCACAGGAAGAGUCAAAACUAGAGAGCUUACGAUUGCAGCAAGCAAAGGAAUUGGAGGAAGAACUGGAGAAGCAGCGAAAAAGGCGAGAAGAGAGUAAAAGACUGGCUGAAGAAGCCGCAGCGGAGUUCGAGGCUAUGCUACAACGCAUGCAAGAGUAUAUGGAUGACAGUGAAGACCGCACGCCGCCAGCUGAGCUGCGUCGUGUGGUGGAAACAAAUCCUGCAGAGAAAUUGUGCGAGUUCUAUACACGUACCAAUUGCUGUCGAUACGGCAACAGUUGCACCUUCAAUCAUCGUCGUCCAAUGCUGGCAAAGAUCUUACUAAUACGCCACUUCUUCACACACCCACUGCUACAGGUGGGUGAGACGCACAAGGAAUACGCGAGCACAGACGAGCACCUCGAGCUGACAGAGCAGGACUUGCGCAAUGACUAUGACGAAUUCUUCAACGAUGCGAUUGGUGAGCUGCAAAAGUUUGGCAAAAUCUUAAACUUUCGCGCUGUGCGCAACACAUUGCCCCACCUGAGAGGUCACGUAUUCGUGGAGUACGCGCAGGAGCGUUUUGCACUGCGCGCCUUCGUUAAUCUGCAAGGACGUUACUAUGCAUCCAGACGCCUUCAAGUGGAGUUCUCAAAUCUCAAAGGGUGGCGUGGUGCCGUUUGCGGUACGUGAAGCGCAUGUCAUGAGCCGCUACAGCUGUGGCUAUCUCCACCUAUUUCGCAAUCCAAACAAUUUGUUUAACAGUAGCUUGGAGCUCUAUGAUACACCAAAGAGCACACGC
Messenger RNA from Drosophila mojavensis, 1149 nucleotides. RefSeq names its product U2 small nuclear ribonucleoprotein auxiliary factor 35 kDa subunit-related protein 2. Gene Ontology annotation, molecular function: pre-mRNA 3'-splice site binding; metal ion binding. The record is from RefSeq and is a predicted model, not a curated record. The transcript is spliced from 4 exons. Lineage: Eukaryota; Metazoa; Arthropoda; Insecta; Diptera; Drosophilidae. Gene Ontology annotation, biological process: mRNA splicing, via spliceosome. Gene Ontology annotation, cellular component: U2AF complex; spliceosomal complex. The coding region runs from base 96 to 1040 and encodes 314 amino acids.